Caenorhabditis auriculariae is the source of this 497-nucleotide messenger RNA. The record is from the annotation of a GenBank genome assembly. NCBI's taxonomy places the organism in Eukaryota, Metazoa, Nematoda, Chromadorea, Rhabditida, Rhabditidae.
AUGGUAUCGCAAUUGGUAACUUACCUCGGCCACGCCUUCCCGCUUUUGUCGUUUUGGCUCAUGGCCGUUUACGACGUAUUUUCUGUUCUUUCCUAUAUUCCCAAGUUUUUGCUGCAUUUUGUGUUAUACGUGAGUUUUUUUUUUAGGUGAAUAAAAAGUUUUGUUUCGUUUUCAGGCGCCAAUAUACGCAAUCAUUGGAUUGGGGGUGAGUUUUUUUUUAUCUUAAUCAUUUUUCGUCCAUGGUUAUUUUUUCAAAAACAUAGCAUUUUUCGGUAUAAAUUUCUUUAGUACUAUUUAUAAAUAAAUAUACACAUAUCAAAUUUUCUUUUUGAAACCUCUAGCAACCAUACUUUUUACUUUUUGUUUAGAUUUACGCUCUUUUCUCCGUUGUUUAUGGCGUUUCCAAGUUCAACGAUUGCCCUGAAGCCAGAAAAGAACUCGUCGAAGAAAUUAAAGAGGCGAGAACGGACCUGAAGAAACGGAAAGUUAUCGAUUAA